This is a messenger RNA of Melitaea cinxia (Glanville fritillary), 2526 nucleotides long. RefSeq lists its product as uncharacterized. Gene Ontology annotation, molecular function: nucleic acid binding. NCBI's taxonomy places the organism in Eukaryota, Metazoa, Arthropoda, Insecta, Lepidoptera, Nymphalidae. The record is from RefSeq and is a predicted model, not a curated record. Gene Ontology annotation, biological process: DNA integration. Bases 1 to 2526 code for a protein of 841 amino acids. The transcript has 3 exons.
AUGACUGACUACAUCGAAAGUGGUCACAUGACUCUGGUACCUGCUAAGCACAUGGGCUUAGGCAAGUACUACAUACCGCACCACUGCGUCUUGCGUCCCGACAGCUCUACGACGAAACUCCGCGUGGUGUUCGAUGCCUCGGCUAAGGACGCGAAUUCAAAAUCGCUUAACGAUUCGCAACUUGUUGGUCCAAAGUUGCAAUCCAACAUCGUGGAGAUUCUUCUCCAUUACCGGGAACACAAAGUCGUCUUUAUGGCGGAUCAGCUGGCCAAUGACGAGGGUCAUCAUUACCCUAAGGCCAAAGCCGUUUUAACUUCCGAUCUUUAUAUCGAUGACAUCGUCACCGGAAGUUCAACGAUGGAGGAUGCCUGCGAUAUCAAAUCGCAAGUCAUCGCUCUUCUCACUCGCGGGUGCUUUGUGCUACGCAAAUGGGUGAGCAAUCGACCUGAGCUUCUAAGUGACCUUCCCUCAGAAGCGUGUCUUUCGGAAGCUAUUACUUUUAACCAAGCCGAAGACACAACCGUGAAAGUUCUUGGGCUGAAAUGGGAGCCUGGCUCAGACUCAUUUGUUUUUAACGUCCAACCGUCAAAUCAACCUUGUACCAAGCGAACGAUUCUGAGUGAGGUAGCCAGGGUCUUCGAUCCUUUGGGAUUUCUGUCGCCUCUAAUAAUUCAAGCCAAGUGCUUAAUCCAAAAACUUUGGAUCCUCGGCGUUUCGUGGGAUGAUACUCCCCCAUCGGAAAUUGUUGCACAAUGGAACAACUUUUCUCAACAACUUCCACAAAUCAGAGAACUUAAGGUUCCUCGCGGUCACAUCCAGGACACAGUUCCUACCGAAUGUUGGAGGCAUGUGCCCUCUGCAACCAAUCCAGCUGACAUUUGCUCUCGAGGACAGCUGCCAACGGAACUAUUAACCAACACGCUAUGGUGGGCGGGCCCCGAGUGGCUCUCUCAACCGCAGUCUGAAUGGCCAACAGACAUAUCUAAAUGUCAGAUGCAGGAGGACGUUGUAAUUCCCGAGCAACGUAGUACCGUUCUCAUCGCUAAUAAAACCGAGACCACUUCGAAAACGUUCAUAAUUGAUCACCUGUUCGAGAAGUAUUCAUCCCUGGAUAAAAUUUGUCGGAUCUUAGCGUAUAUCCGUAGAUUUCGCGUUAACUCGUGCGUUGAUGGUCCACGACCUGAGAGUCUUGUCGUGACGGACGUUGAAUAUCAUCGUGCUCUCCUGAUGAUCGUCAAACAUUUCCAGAACCGUUUUUUCUUUGACGUUAUAUCAAAUCUGAGGUUGCGAAAACAAUUGCCUCGCAACUUCCGUAAGCUAAAUCCUUUCCUGGAUGAUCAAGGUAUUCUCAGGGUGGGCGGACGGCUGGCUCGCUCUGGUCUUGAAUUCGAACUCAAGCACCUGGCAUUGCUGCCCAGGAAAUGUGUGCUCACCACAGCAGUAAUCGAAUCCAUUCAUCGGAAGAAUCUUCAUCCCGGUCUGAACACCACGCACUACCUGAUCUUACAGCAGUUCUGGAUUCUGGCGGCUAAGCGUGCCGUGCGUCAACACCUCUCGAAGUGUAUCCGAUGCUAUCGUCUCCGUCCUCAACCAUUGCAACCGUUUAUGAGCGACCUUCCCGCCUUCCGCGUCAACCAGGCAAAAGCGUUCUCUCAAGUUGGGGUGGAUUUUGCGGGUCCCUUCCGGAUCAAACUGGGUAUCCAUCGCGGUGCUAAAAUCGAUAAGGCUUACUUAUGUUUAUUCGUCUGUCUGAGCACCAAAGCUGUACACCUUGAAGUAGUAUCCACUUUAUCGACUGACGGUUUCAUCGCUGCGUUGCGUCAUUUUGUCUCCCGUCGGGGCCGUUGUAACGUCAUACAUUCAGAUUGCGGCACAAACUUCGUCGGUGCAGCCUCGCAACUCGCAUCAUGCAUGGAGCAAGCAACGAACUCAGAACGGAUUGCAUUUAAGCGUAACCCCCCAUCUUCUCCACACUUCGGUGGAGUAUGGGAAAUUCAAGUGAAAGCCGCGAAAAGUCAUUUAUAUAGGAUUGUUGGUGAUCAAACUCUAACCUUCGAGGAGCUUACCACGCUCUUCACUCAAAUCGAAUCAAUUUUAAACUCUAGACCCCUGUGCCCCUUAAGCUCUGACCCUAACGACUUGAACGUUCUUACACCUGGUCAUUUCUUGACGCUGGAACCUCUUACGGCGGUUCCUGAUCCAGAUUACUCUAAUGUUAAUCUUAAUCGUCUAAGCCGAUGGCAACUGAUUCAAUCGUUCCAACAGCAAUUUUGGAGACGUUGGAAACACGAAUAUCUACACGCGUUAACUCAGCGGGCAAAAUGGACUAAAGACUCAAAACAAUUAACCGUAAAUUCGAUCGUGCUUAUUAAGGACGAUAAUCGACCUCCACUCCAAUGGGCAUUAGGACGAGUAGUCUCCUUACACCCUGGGCCUGAUGGAGUGAUUCGAGUAGCUACUUUAAAAACUAGAGAUCACAUAAUUAAGAGACCUUUAGUUAAAUUGUGCCCUCUGCCAACCGAAUAA